AGUGGUUCCCAAACGUCUGAAGUUGUGUUUGUGGGUGGGCGGUAGUCACAUUCCGAAGUCCGCCUGGGGCCAGACGGGGGUGGGCGCGCGUGGACCCCGCGGCAGCAGGAGAACGCUUGGGCUGAGUGCAGCUGCUGUCAAGCCGGAGGAGACAUUUCCUCCUUCGGAACGGAGGCAGCGCGCACGCUGUUUCCGGGGGCCGGAGCGGGACCCGCCCCGCGAGUGGCCACGUCUCCACGGGCGGCGGGCUCGGACUGCCACCGUGGAGCCCGAGCGCCAGGUGUAAUGAUAGCCCUCAGUAGAACUUCGUACCUCUAAAUCCUAACCUGAACAUGGAAAGCAGAAUGAGGGCUUUGCCCAGAUUGCAGUGCUGCUUCUGAUAGCAGAGGUCAGACUUACCUGCAGUUCCCUUGUGGCUCUCCACACUGGCUCAUCCUUUGUCACUCUGAUCAUGGAUGGUGCAUCAGCUGAGCAGGAUGGCCUCUUGGAGGACAGACCCAGCAGUGACACCUCUGCCUGCCCCAAGGGCUCCCUGGCACUGCCCGACCAGCAGGACAGAGCCCAGCGGGCCAGUGCCAAGGCAAGCAGAGCUUCCAGUGGAGAAGGAAGCCCCCAUGGACCUGGGCAAGAUGGCCUCUGUCAGAACGGGCCAGCACUGCACUUCUCAGACCCUCCAUUGCCUCUUGAUUCCACCCCAAGCCCAGUGGGUCCUGAUGCCUCUCCAGGUGUGGCUGGUUUCCAUGACAACCUAAGGAAGUCUCAGGGAACUAGUGCUGAGGGCAGUAUUAGAAAAGAAGCUCUGCAGUCUCUCAGAGUCAGUCUUCCUAUGCAAGAAACGCAACUGUGCUCAAUGGAGUCUUCGCUGCUGACGGGAGAAGGGGAGCAGGGACGACUUGAGGCUCGCAAGCGGCUGGAAGAGCAGCUUCAGCAGUACAGAGUGAAACGCCAGCAGGAGCGGUCCAGUCAACCUUCAAAAAUGAGGCUUUUUAGCACACUUGAUCCUGAACUCAUGUUAAACCCAGAAAACUUACCAAGAGCCAGUACCUUGGCUAUGACAAAAGAAUAUUCCUUUCUGCGUACCAAUGUCCCACGGGGACCGAAAGUGGGCAGCUUAGGGCUCCUGGCACAUCCUAAGGAGAGAAAAAGUUCCAAAGCAAGCAAAAUACGCUCUCUGGCUGAUUACAGAGCUGAAGACUCUGAUGCUGGGAGUCCUGUUGGCAGUCUCCCAGCCAGUGACUCCAACAGGGCCUCCCUAAGACCUAGCAGAAGUAGUGCAGUGGCCCUUGUGUCUGAGAUCAGCCUGGCUCCUGACGCCGACGACCCUCUGGAGAAUGCCUCCCUGACUGGGGACAGCGUGUCUGAGGCCGAUGGCAACGAGAGUGACAGCUCUUCCUACAGCAGCACCUCUGCUCGCAGGACCCAUGCCAUCCUGGGAAGCCCGGCGGGCACUCAGAGAGCGUCCUAUGUGAUCAAUGGACAGGAAUUUGCUGCAGAUGCCCUGGGCCACUUUCCUUCCAUUAAGGAUGUACUGCAGGCUGCUGCUGCUGAGCACCAAGACGAGGGUCAGGAUGUCAAUGGGGAGGUGCGGAGCCGGAGAGACAGCAUAUGCAGCAGUGUAUCAAUGGAAAGCUCAGUCGCUGGAACGCAGGAUGAAAUGUUGCAGGUUCUUAAAGAAAAAAUGAGACUUGAAGGACAGCUGGAAGCUGUAACUCUGGAGGCUAGUCAGGCGCUGAAAGAGAAGGCUGAGCUGCAGGCCCAGAUGGCCGCCCUGAGCACAAGGCUGCAGGCGCAGGUGGAGCACAGUCGCAGCAGCCAGCUGAGGCAGGACUCGCUCAGUUCCCAAGUGGACACCUUGAAGCAGUCCUGCUGGGAUCUGGAGCGGGCCAUGGCUGACCUGCAGAACACUCUGGAAGCCAAAAAUGCCAGUCUAGCAUCCUCAAACAGUGACCUGCAGGUGGCAGAGGAGCAAUACCAGAGACUCAUGGCCAAAGUUGAGGACAUGCAGAAGAACAUCCUCAGUAAAGACAAUACAGUGCAUGACCUCCGGCAGCAGAUGACGGCCCUGCAGAGCCAGCUCCAGCAGGUACAGCUGGAACGUACAACCCUGACCAGCAAGCUGAAGGCCUCCCAGGCUGAAAUCUCAUCCCUGCAGAAUGUCCGGCAAUGGUAUCAGCAGCAGCUUGCUCUGGCUCAGGAGGCCCGGGUCAGGCUGCAGGGAGAGAUGGCCCACAUCCAGGUUGGACAGAUGACCCAGGCAGGUCUCCUGGAGCACCUGAAGCUUGAGAAUGUGUCCCUGUCACACCGGCUGGCAGACACACAGCAGAGGUCCAUCAAGGAAAAGGAGCGUGUGGCUGCCCAGCUUCAGAGCAUCGAGGCUGAUCUGCUGGACCAGGAGGCAGCCUUUGUGCAGAUCCAGGAGGCCAAGACAAUGGUGGAGGAGGAUCUCCAGAGAAGGCUGGAAGAGUUUGAAGACGAGCGGGAGCAGCUGCAGAAGGCAGCAGAUGCCGCAGCUUCCUUGGAACAGCAGUUGGAGCAGGUGAAGUUGACGUUGCAACAACGAGACCAGCAGCUGGAGGCUUUGCAACAGGAGCACCUGGCUGUGAUGCAGCAACUCACUUCCACACAGGAGGCCUUACAGGCCAAGGAGCAAUCCCUGGGGGACCUGCAGACUCAUUAUGAGGAGCUGCAGGCCAGGCUGGAAGAGCUGCAAGGAGAGGCCACCUCCAAGGAGGACACAAUCCGCUUCCUACAAAAUGAAAAGAUUGUCUUAGAGGUAGCCCUGCAAGCAGCCAAGAGCAGCAUGGAGGAAUUUGACCAAGGAGCAAAACGCUUGGAAGAAGGCACUGAAGGAACAUCAGAAAUUCUAGAACACUUAAGACAAGAACUAGCCAUCAAGUCCAGUCAGGUGGAGCACAUGCAGCAAGAGACUGCGGCUGUGAAAAAGCAGAUGCAGAAGAUAAAAGAACAGUUUCUUCAGCAAAAGGUGAUGGUGGAGGCCUACCGGCGGGAUUCAACUUCCAAAGACCAGCUCAUCAGUGAACUGAAAGCCACCAGGAAAAGGCUGGACUCAGAGAUGCAGGAACUAAGGCGAGACUUGAUUAAAGCACAAGGGGAGAAGAGGGCUGUUGAGGGGGAGCAGGCACGCUUGCAGAAGGAAGUGUCUCAGGUCCACCAGCAGAUGGCCGACCUGGAGAUGCAGCUGCAGUCAGCGCAGACGGAGCGAGAUGCGAUGGAGACACAGCUACAGUCCCUGCAGCUGGAUAGUGAGCGCAUGACGGCACUUUCAGAGGCCAACGAGGCACUACAGAAGCAGGUGGAAGAGCUGCAGCAGGAAGCCCAGAAGGCCAUCACAGAGCAGAAGCAAAAGAUGAAGCGACUGGGCUCAGACCUGACCAGUGCCCAGAAGGAGAUGAAGACGAAGCACAAGGCAUAUGAGAACGCCGUGAGCAUCCUCAGCCGCCGCUUGCAGGAGGCACUCACUGCCAAAGAGGCCGCAGACGCAGAGCUGAGCCAGCUCAGGGCCCAGAGCACCGUGGGUGGCAGCGACCCCACGCUACAUGAAAGGAUCCAGGCCCUUGAGGUAGAACUGCAGAGUGUGAGCCACAGCAAGCUGCUGCUGGAGAAGGAGCUGCAGGAGGUGAUUGCCACAACCAGCCAAGAGCUGGAAGAGUCCCGGGAGAAGGCACUAGAGCUGGAGGACGAGCUUCAGGAAUCCAGAGGCUUUAGGAGGAAGAUAAAGCGCCUUGAGGAGUCCAAUAAGAAGCUGGCCCUUGAGUUAGAGCAUGAGAGAGGAAAGCUUACAGGUCUCGGACAGUCUAAUGCAGCUCUGCGGGAACACAACAGCAUCUUGGAGACAGCGUUAGCCAAGAGGGAGGCAGACCUAGUCCAGCUGAAUCUUCAGGUACAGGCAGUUUUACAGCGGAAAGAAGAGGAAGACCACCAGAUGAAACAGCUUGUCCAGGCCCUGCAGUCUGCCCUAGAGAAAGAAAAGGCAAAAGUGAAGAACCUCAAGGAGCAGGUGGCUGCUGCUAAGGCAGACGCUGGGCAUAACCGCCGCCACUUCAGGGCUGCCAGCUUGGAGCUGUGCGAGGUGAAGAAGGAGUUACAGGCCAAGGAACAUCUGGUGCAUUCGUUGCAGGCCACCACUACUGGACUCCAGGCACAGGAGGGUAAGCACCACCAAGAAGUUGCACAGUUCCAGGCAGAGCUGGCAGAGGCCCAGACCCAGCUUCAGCUCCUGCGCAAGCAACUGGAUGAGCAGCCAAGCCGGCAGCCCAUGGAAGACCAAGAGAUGGAGAAUCUCAAAUGGGAAGUGGCUCAGAAAGAAAGGGAAAUCCAGUCCUUGAAGCAACAGCUGGACCUGACUGAGCAGCAGGGAAGGAAGGAGCUGGAAGGGACACAGCGGCUGUUGCAGAAUAUCAAGUCUGAGUUGGAGAUGGUACAGGGAGACCUGUCCUCGACCCAGAAGGAUAAAUUUAUGCUUCAAACGAAAGUGUCUGAGCUGAAGAACAGCAUGAAGACCCUCCUGCAGCAGAACCAGCAGCUGCAGCAGGACCUGCGCCGCAGCACAGCAAAGACGAGAAAAGAGCUGAAAGGUGAGGCCAGUUCGUCCAGCCCUGCCACGCCCAUCAAGAUCCCAGACUGCCCUGUCCCAGCGUCUCUGCUGGAGGAGCUCCUGAGGCCCCCGCCUGCUGUGAGCAAGGAGCCCCUCAAGAACCUCAACAGCUGCCUCCAACAACUCAAGCAGGAGAUGGACAGCCUGCAGCGCCAGAUGGAGGAGCACACCAGCACUGUGCACGAGUCCCUGUCUUCAUGGACUCAGGUGGGAGCCCACCUUGCAGAGCCAGCUGCUAGCCCUACCCCCAGGGACGACACAGACACACAGCCUGAGCUGAGAUCAUGAGGAGGGACUGGACAGCGACCAUUCCCUGCAUAGGACUGCAGAGGAGGCUUCUGUCAAUAUUAUUUAUUUGAUUGUGUGCUCUGUUUCCCUAAGAGAUGAAAAUUAAGUUUUGCUUUUGCCUUUAACAGAGUAAGAUUCCAGAAUAAGAGCCAUGGAUUAGAGAAUAGUCACCUGAGCAUCACACUUAGCUUAGCCUAUGAAAUGACCAAAUCCUAAGACCCUGGUGUAGGUCUCCAUGAGGAACUUGAGUGUGAGGGGUUGUUUAUGAAGGGAGAUGUUCUCUGAGCUGCCCAGCAGCUGCUGCCAGAACUGCCCCUUGGGGUGGGAGUGCAGCUGCCCACUCAGCAGAAGCUACGCUUUCCUGCAGAAAUGGGGUCUUCCCUGUGUUUCUGGCUAUCACCAUGGACAAGGGUCCCCACAGCCAGCUGGCCUUUGCUCUUCCUUUCACUGCUGCUACUUUUGAACCUGUGCCAGUGGGGUGCGUCUUCAUAGAGAGUAGUGAUGACGAUCAUAAGAGAUGAAUCAUUUUAUUCAUGGCACCUUCUGAAACCAAAAUAUUCUUACAUGGAAAGUGUUCUUCGUUGUUCAUGAUUUCUGAGGGUCUUUAACUGCUGCUUGCAGCCCUUCCAGACCACCAGCCCUGGGGGCAUUCCAGGUUGAUGAUCUUCAGAAGAUGGGGGACACCAAGGGUCACCACAGGCUGACCUGUUUUGGGGAGGUGAGGGAGCAUGGGUAGGAGAGCGUGUAGGGGGCUGGAGGCUUGCAGCCAUUUUACAGGCCAAUGUUUACUGGGAAGCAGCCUGUGCCCUGGUGGCUACAGUCAUCACACGUGGAGAACAGAGAACUCUGAAAUGCCAGGACCCUCAGGCAGAUGCUGUGGCCUCCUGGCAUGUUUCAAGCCAGCCCAUGCUGAGAAUCAGCAGGGAUUAUGACAGGUGGCACCAGUGUGUGUUCCCGUUCCCACCCCCAGGCAGUGGGACAUGGUCGAGGAUGGCUGGCAAGAGUUGAGGCCUGUGUGUAUUUAUUGUCAUGAGUGGUUCCUGGGUACCACCACUGGUCCACUUGUGCUGAGCACAGAUGACCUGUGCCUGUUUGUGGAGAAAAUGGCUAUUUUUACACUGUGUUCUCUUGGACUGCUAGGUGAUUAAUUGGUACAUUAAUGUAGCAUUAAUCACAGAUAUUUUGUUGUUGAAAACAUAUUCCCUAGCAAGUUAUUCGACCUCUAAAAUAUGUGUCACUUGUACAGGGUUAAUCCAGAAAUAAUACUUGAAACUUCCUUAGAAAUAUGCCCUGCUUACCUUGUGUUGGAAAUCGGUGGGGACUAAAUUAUUUUUGUGCUGUUAGAAAAGGAGCAGUGGUAAUUCCUGUUAUUUAUUUUGGUUGUAUUGUCCCUGGGUCUAGUUGUAAGGCCAGGAAGUGACACUGGCCCUGUUCUGGCUCCUCACUGCAUUUGUGCAUCUCUGGAGAUAUGUGACACUUAACUGUCCUGGUCUCUGACAGAAGCAUACACUGAUUCUCACAUGUGCAUUGAGCGCAAGCCCCUCUCUUCCUCAGCCCUGCCCUGGAGUGCAACCCUACACAGCCUCCCCUCUCGGUGUGUGUCCCAUCCUCUAGGCUCCCCUUUACACACAGCCCCCUCUUUCCUGUCAGUAUGUGUCCCAUCCUCUGAGCCCCCAGUAGGGGCUCAGCAAGCAACUGGAGUCCUUGCCCUGCCCACUGCCUAGUGUUCUUGGUCACUGGUCUCUUAUGCAACCUGCAUGGACCCAAGUCACUUGUACUUUAGAGCCAUCUGCUUUUGACUAUUCAGUGUUUUGUUUUUCUGUCUUGCGGACUGCACUGGCACUUCCACCUCCCAGUUGUAUUCCUCAGUAACAUUGGGAUUACUAUGCUUGUGGGUAGAAAUGGCAGGAAAGUUAACUCAAGCCUGGAGUUAAGCUGUACUUGUGCAGGGAGUUGUGCUACAUUGUGGGAAACCUGGGCUGAGGCCCUGCAUGAUUUUCGUCCUACACAGUUAAAGCAACUUGGUUUUCAUUGGUUUUCCAGUAGUACAUGUUAGGUCAAUGCUUAGGUCUUACAGAUUUACACAGUUUCAUUCUCCUCUGCAAACUACUGGGCAGUGUUUGGGGGUUGGUAUAUGAAGUACUUGGGCCUGGUCCAGGGAACAGACUGGCCAUCCCAGAAGGCAGCCUGUGGUGGCAUACACCUAGAGGCUUGCACUGACACCUUCCCAGUUGGAAGUCUCACUUGUCUUGGGUCUAGGGGCAGUAGAAAAACCAUGGGUGGGCCUACUGAGUCAUCAUGACACAUACACUGACUUCCAGGACUAACAGUUCCAGGAGUGAGAGGGACCAACAUAUCUGGAAGAGAAAUGAGCUGGGCUUGCAUCGCUGGGAUGAGAGACAUGCCGAGAUAAAGAGCUGUUCCACUUGAAGGCCUCAGGUUAUGGCAGGGCCCUUGAGGGCAGUGCUUUACAAUUACUGAUCUUGAUUAAAGUUUACUCAUGAGAGUCCUGACUGGGCACACAGGGAAAGGUGUCACCAUGUACACAAAUUUAAUUUUAAAGAGCAUGUUGAUUAUAUAUAUAUAAACAUAAAUAUAUAUAUAAUAUAAAUAAGUGUGCUUGAGAAUUCUUUAAACUUUGUGCAAUAAACUAUUUUUUGGUAAAGAUGUUCCUAUUA
This is a messenger RNA of Ochotona curzoniae (black-lipped pika), 7581 nucleotides long. RefSeq names its product golgin A3 (gene GOLGA3). The record is from RefSeq and is a predicted model, not a curated record. The coding region runs from base 452 to 4903 and encodes 1483 amino acids. Lineage: Eukaryota; Metazoa; Chordata; Mammalia; Lagomorpha; Ochotonidae. The transcript has 24 exons.